Messenger RNA from Penicillium canescens, 900 nucleotides. RefSeq lists its product as uncharacterized. Bases 1 to 900 code for a protein of 299 amino acids. The transcript has a single exon. NCBI's taxonomy places the organism in Eukaryota, Fungi, Ascomycota, Eurotiomycetes, Eurotiales, Aspergillaceae. The record is from RefSeq and is a predicted model, not a curated record.
AUGUCGUGCUAUUCGUGUCCAAAUUCAUCGCCUCACCAACCUGGUUCCCCCACGUCCUAUCUUCCGGAAGCUGACUACGAUGAAAUAAACAAAUCAUUACUCCCCAUCCAAGUCUCUGCCGCGAACAUUCCAACUGCCGUCCGUGUUUACUCAACCAUCCAAAGCCUUAUCCAGCCUGGCCAAAUCGAUUACCCUGAUCUACUUGUCAUUACCCAGCUAAAGCCACAUGUCGGUAUGCAACUAUGGCAGAAAUUUGAACACCUUGAAUCACCAGCACUCCGAAAGUCCUUUGAUCCCAACACUGGAAACUUGACGAUCAAAAUACCCACGCCGCUACAUAAUUGUGCCCAGACUUGGUUCCAAGACGCACGAGACAAGUGGAUAGAAGCCGGGCUUCUGACCACGGCCGAGAAACGAAUGAUGAAAGCCCAAGUGGCGGAUACGAUUACCCUCACACGGGGCGUUUAUGCUAAUUCUUGGAAAGAACCGGAUGUGCAUGUGAAUGUUCAUGGUCUCAAUCUCCCCACGCUCUGCUUCGAAGUCGGAUACAGCGAAUCAAAACCCCUUCUUGAAAGUGACAUGCGAAGACUACUGAUUGGCGGCCAAGGUGAUAUUUCUGCUGUGAUAUUGAUUAAGUGGUACAAGAGACGAGCCGGUGUUGCUGGUAUGAUUGAACUUUGGCGACUUGACGUUAACGGUGACCCAGUCAGAGAACAGGAUGCAGCCAUUUUUCCAGUACCUUCAUCUCCUCAGCCCCCUCUUACGGUCACACGGAACAUGUUGUUUGGAAAUGCCCUUUUACAGGGGCGGCCACCACUUGAUAUUUUUUCAUUCUCCCUUGACGAUUUACGCACCGAGGCGCGUAUUGCUAUGGCCAAACAGUCCCUUUUUCCUCUUUGA